AUGGGCCUCCCGAAUGUUAAACCCUAUUUGCUGAUGCCCCUGUUGUUCGACAGAUGUGUUUCAGAUGCCAUUCAGCCCUUGUUGGCUGCUCUGCCUUACGAGCCGAAUGGAUGGGACAUCAAGUUCUUGAGAAUGCUUGCAAGGAACGGUUGCUUUUACUCCGCGGGCCAGGAAGUCGUCAACCCACUCAGCAAAGCGUCAGGUACCUUUUGCUUUGCUGGUGACAAAACUGCCUUCGGGUUUGAAUUUGUAGGUGUAGAGACGCUUUUCAGCACUCCAUCGCGAAUUACUUGCAACGAGAAAAGAUAUGAUUUACCUUCCGAGUCACGCACAGCAAGGCGUGGCCCGAGUGCUUACUAG
Histoplasma capsulatum G186AR is the source of this 360-nucleotide messenger RNA. RefSeq lists its product as uncharacterized. Lineage: Eukaryota; Fungi; Ascomycota; Eurotiomycetes; Onygenales; Ajellomycetaceae. The record is from RefSeq and is a predicted model, not a curated record. The transcript has 4 exons. The coding region runs from base 1 to 360 and encodes 119 amino acids.